AUGGAUCUGCUUCGGAGCCCACCGCCGGCCACGCACACAGCGGAGGCCAGCCUCCACUCGCCGCCGUUCCGUCUCCAAUCAACCCCAGAGUACCGCCAUCUGCAACAGCCGAGCAUGCCAGAGUUCCCCUUUCUUUUCUUUUCAUGUGUAAUAGCCAAAAUGAUGUGCUUUACACUUACAACGACUGAAUCAGAGCAAGCCUCCUGCCAGUUCCACCAGGUAACACUCUGCAGUGAUGGUGGUAACGAGUACAGAGUACAGAGUACAGACACAUGUGCAAAGCUCAGGCAGAAUCAAUGGCUGGGACUGGGAGAUGAUCGUCGCUCCAAUGGAUCCCUAAUUGUAUAUCUGUCCCUAUCAAUGCAAAUGCUGAGCCAUGUUCCACUUUUACUGCUCUACGUUAUAUUUUCACUGCUGAAGAGGGUUCUGGUGGCGAUGCCGAUUAUCGUCGAGAGGUUCGUGGACUGCACGGUGUCAUGGCUGCCGAUGUACGGAGAGGCAAAGCUGCUGCUCGUCAUCUACCUAUGGCACACCAGCACACGGGGUGCGGGGCACGUGUACGAUGGCUUCCUCCAUCCGCUGGUGUCGUGGCACGAGGCCGACAUCGACCGGGGCCUGCUUGAUUUGAAGGCGAGGGACGUGACGGCGUCACAACUUAAGGCGGUGGCUGCCAUCGGUCAAGUGUGGCUCGUCGAGGCUGCCCGCUGUGUUUCGUCGCAGCUACAUGCCACGAGAUCAGGCCGGGAAGGCGCCACACAUUGA
Triticum aestivum (bread wheat) is the source of this 762-nucleotide messenger RNA. RefSeq lists its product as uncharacterized. The record is from RefSeq and is a predicted model, not a curated record. The transcript is spliced from 6 exons. The coding region runs from base 1 to 762 and encodes 253 amino acids. NCBI's taxonomy places the organism in Eukaryota, Viridiplantae, Streptophyta, Magnoliopsida, Poales, Poaceae.